GAAAUGUCAAAAUCUUAAAAACGAGAAGCCUCACUGAUACGUACGGUUGGGUAACGAAAAACCUCGCUGCUUUACCACUCCAUCUUAGAGCUAACUUUGAAAGAAUCAGGAGAGCUAGGCAAUCUUUUUCCUGAUUUGAUUUUGCUUGAACAGAACAGGAAUGGCUCCUCCACACAACACCCCUCGAGUUUUCUGUGUUGGAACCGCCGAUACGAAGUUCGACGAGCUCCGAUUUCUCUCCGAGUCCGUCCGAUCCAGUCUCAGCUCAUCUUCCAAGGUAGAGGUUGUAGUUGUUGAUGUUUCGGUCGGUAAGAAGGAGACUAAAAGCAUUGGGGAUUUCAAAUUUGUUUCAAGAAAUGAAGUUCUUGAAGAAACUCAAAAAUUGAUUCCUGAUGAUAGAGGCCAAGCUGUUGCUGUAAUGAGUAAAGCACUUGAAAAUUUCUUACAGAAAGCUGUUAAGGGUAAUUUAGUUGUUGGAGCUAUUGGUAUUGGAGGUAGUGGAGGGACAUCUUUGUUAUCUUCUGCUUUUAGGUCACUUCCAUUUGGGUUACCUAAAAUUAUUGUAUCAACUGUAGCUAGUGGUCAAACUGAACCUUAUAUUGGGACAUCAGAUUUGGUUUUGUUUCCAUCUGUAGUGGAUGUUUGUGGGAUUAAUAGUGUAAGUAGAGUUGUGUUGUCAAAUGCUGCAGCUGCUUUUUCUGGAAUGGUUAUUGGAAGGGUUGAGAGAGGUGGGGUUUCUUCUCUUGGCAGUGAGAAGUUAACUGUUGGUAUAACUAUGUUUGGAGUUACAACCCCAUGUGUGAAUGCUGUAAAAGAAAGAUUGGAAAGAGAAGGUUAUGAGACACUGAUUUUCCACGCCACUGGGGUUGGAGGCAGGGCCAUGGAGUCUUUGGUUCGAGAGGGAUUCAUACAGGGUGUUUUAGACAUAAGUACAACAGAGGUUGCAGAUUAUGUAGUUGCAGGUGUUAUGGCUUGUGACAGUUCCCGCUUCGAUGCCAUGUUAGAGAAGAAGGUUCCUUUGGUCUUGAGUGUAGGAGCUUUGGAUAUGGUGAACUUUGGAGCUGCUGAUACAAUCCCUCCUAAUUUUCGACAAAGAAAGAUUCAUAUCCACAAUCAGCAGGUUUCACUUGUGCGAACGACAGUGGAAGAGAAUAAAAAGUUUGCUAGCUUUAUAGCAGAUAAGCUUAAUAAGUCAUCAUCAAAAAUCUGUGUUUGCCUGCCACAAAAGGGUAUCUCAGCUUUGGAUGCACCUGGGAAACCCUUUUAUGAUCCUGAGGCUACUACUGCUCUAGUAAAUGAACUACAGAAUCUAAUACUGACAAAUGAAGAUCGACAGGUAAAGGUCUACCCUUUUCAUGUCAAUGAUUCAGAGUUUGCAGAUGCAUUGGUGAACUCAUUUUUAGAGAUUAUUUCUGAGAACACUAUGUAUUCCAGUCCACCCCAGAGUGGUAGCCAUGAACCUAGUCAUGACCUUCAAAAUGUCUCCAAUGUGAAAUCAUCAAGAUGUGAGACUAUUUGUUACAGCCCAAUCAACUAUCCAGAUGCCAGACCAGAAACUUUGCACAAGACUCAGGCCAUAUUGCAGCAACUUAAAGAUCAAAUAGAAAAAGGAUUGCCCAUAAUUGGGGCAGGUGCAGGAACUGGAAUAUCAGCAAAGUUUGAGGAAGUUGGUGGAGUUGAUUUAAUUGUACUAUACAACUCGGGACGCUUUCGCAUGGCGGGAAGGGGUUCCUUAGCAGGCUUAUUGCCUUUUGCUGAUGCUAACGCAAUAGUAAUUGACAUGGCCAAUGAAGUGCUGCCAGUUGUGAAGGGGGUACCAGUUCUUGCUGGAGUAUGUGCGACCGAUCCUUUUCGCCGAAUGGAUUACUUCCUUAAGCAGCUGGAGUCAAUUGGGUUCUCAGGGGUACAAAAUUUUCCUACUGUUGGGCUGUUUGAUGGUAAUUUUAGACAAAAUCUGGAAGAGACAGGAAUGGGAUAUGGCUUGGAAGUCCAAAUGAUUGAAAAAGCACAUAACAUGGGCCUUUUGACAACUCCCUAUGCCUUUGAUCAUAAUGAAGCCAUGGAAAUGGCAAAAGCAGGUGCUGAUAUCAUUGUGGCCCAUAUGGGGCUUACUACAUCGGGUUCUAUUGGUGCAAAAACAGCUGUCUCACUGGAGGAAAGCGUAAUUCGUGUGCAGGCAAUUGCAGACGCUGCACAUAACAUCAACCCCAGUGUAAUUGUGCUUUGCCAUGGAGGUCCUAUAUCUGGUCCUACAGAGGCGGAAUUUAUACUGAAGAGAACAAAGGGAGUUCAUGGAUUUUACGGGGCAUCAAGCAUGGAGAGACUGCCUGUCGAACAAGCUAUAACAAGCACAAUGCAGAAGUACAAAUCAAUGUCCCUCAAAUGAGGUUUGCUAUCUGCAAGUCAUUAACCUGUAUCAUUAUGUAUAAUUAUCAUAAGUUUUUCCUGCUUAAUGAUCAAAGGGCCGAAGGAUAUGAUUAGACGAGUCAUCACAUCAUACGAACAAUGUCCCCAUACCAUCUGAUAAUGUCAUUUUCUGGUUUGAUCUUGUGUUACUUAUGGAGUGAUGGUGAAGUUAUAAAGAAUAUAUGUCAUGAUAAUCAUAGCUGCGGCUGGAAUAAAAUGGAAAAUUAUAUAUAUGUAUAUA
Jatropha curcas is the source of this 2647-nucleotide messenger RNA. Its product is annotated as TIM-barrel signal transduction protein. Gene Ontology annotation, molecular function: catalytic activity; carbohydrate derivative binding. NCBI's taxonomy places the organism in Eukaryota, Viridiplantae, Streptophyta, Magnoliopsida, Malpighiales, Euphorbiaceae. The record is from RefSeq and is a predicted model, not a curated record. Gene Ontology annotation, biological process: carbohydrate derivative metabolic process.